CAUGCGCGGUAGCACAGCGUGGACGGGGAAAAUUGGCACCUCCAGGAGCUCUUGUGAAAAUCUCGACUCCCGUUCAGUUUUAUAAUUUAGACAGUUCAUGACGUCGUCGCGGACAGAAAUAUAAUGCGUGCUUGCUUAUUAACAUAUCGCAGUGGUAUAUUGGGCUUAACUCGUUUAAAUUAACGUUGCGGGGGAGUCGUUAACUUGAUAUGCACGAGCUUUGUUGUUGACAUUGAACGCGACAUCUAAAGUUGAACCUGUCAACAAACUCGACCAAAAAAAAAAAAAAAGAGUUCCUCUCCGUCUAGCAUUCCUUGAGGUUCUUUAACUCGUGUUUCCGCUUUAAAAUGUGACAAAACUGUUUCGUGUAGGAAGACGAAGAGUCCGGGAUUUUUAUUCUUAUUUAUUUGAUCGUGGUUGACGUAUCAUGUCUGCGCUGGAGAGACCCUGCUCCGAGUUGACCGUGUUGGACGUGUACGACAUCGCGGCGGCCCUGGCGCGGGAGUUCGAACGCACCAUCGAGCGCUUUGGCUGCGAAGCGCUGGCCGGCGUGGUUCCCAAGGUGGUCCGCGUCCUGGAGCUCCUGGAGACGCUGGUGGGGAGCGGCGGCGGCGGCCAGGAGGCCGACGAGCUGCGGCGGGAGUUGCUCCGACUGCAGCAGGAGCGCAGCGACAGGACAGCCCAGGAGAGGAAGCACCACCAGGAGUUGGAGGAGGUGGAGGACGUGUGGAGAACAGAGGUUGACGAGCUUCUCUCACAGAUUGCUCAGCUGCAGGCGGAGAACAAAAAACUGCUUGCCAGUCGAGCACUCAGCCAAGUUCCUGUCGCGGAUCGAGACCCGCACCACCAGGAGGAGGGGACGUCGCAGAUGGAAAAGCAGGCGAUGACCAGGCUGAACGAGUUGCUGGAGAAGCAGAGGGAUGAAAUCCGGGCCAAAGACCACCAGCUGACACUGAAAAAUGAAGACAUUGAGGCGCUCCAGAUGCAGCAGCACCGUCUGAUUCGGAUCAACCAGGAUCUCCGUCACAGGCUGGGCAGGAUGGAGGCACACGGCGCCGAGGCCGUGCGGCGGCGGGCCGAGCUGGAGGCGGCGGCUCGGGCCCAUCGGCGGCAAACUGACGCCCUGCGGCACGAGUUGAGGUGCCUAAGGAAGGAGCGGCAGGAGUGGGAACUGGAGAGGGAGCUGGCCAAGAUGGAGGAGAGCCUUCCAUCCGUGUCCGCCUCUAAAGGGUCUCCGCAGGCGUCCAAAUGCGGCGUCAAGGCAGACUCUGUGUGGGUGGAGUGCGGCGGAGAUCAUGACCAUUUGGAAAACAUUUCCAACUUUCUCUGCAACUCAGCGCGCGGAGAUGUGAACAGAAGUCAGCAGGACACGGACAAAUCCGUAUCGCUUCUGGAGGAGGAGGAGGAGGAGGUGGUAGCGACAGCGGUGGAGGAGAGGGAGGAGGAGGAAGAAUCAGAGUCAGACACCCCUCAGUUUACCCUGCAGGAGUUCCGGGAUGUCCUGCAGGAGCGAAACCAACUUAAGGCUCAAGUGUUCCUCCUGGAGGAGGAGCUAACAUAUUACAAAAGCGAGGACAUGGACGAGGAUGUCAGCUGCCUCCUCGGUACGUCACCGCCGCCCCCGUCGUGCAGCGCCUCCUCAGAUCAGCCAGAAUCUGGAAUACGACGCCUGAUCUUCACAGCUAUCAUGCCCAUGGUCGCUGCCGGGUUAAUCGGGGACGACCCGACGUUGUUGCCAAUCAGACGCCUUGUUUCGUUUGUAUGACCUUUUCAAUUACGCUACUCGCAGAAAGUUAGAGUGUUGGGAUUUAUGCAAUACUUUUUAGCUAAUGGUUGGGGAAAACGGAAGACACUAUUUGUUACAAAUAUAUUUAUAUUGGAGAACGACAGUGAGCCAACUCCAUGUUUAUUGUUUUACAGGAAGAGUGAUUUAAAAAUGUAACAGUGCAAUAAAAUGAGGAAUUUUAAUCUAUUACUUCUGGAUAUUUGUUUUGACUGAAAUCGUUUUCCUCAGAUUUCUGUUUGUUCCAAACUUCCUUCAAAUGUAUCCCUAUUUCACAGAAGAUCACAAAUUACUAACAUAGAGACAAACUAGCACCACAGCUAAAGCACUACAGUACAUAGUUUGAGUCUUCUGUCAAUCUCCAGAAAGUACUUUGUGGGGUGUUGGCCUGGUGAAUCAGAAGAUGUGCUGAGUGCGACAAUUGACUUCCCAUUUAUGUCAAAAUUGGCACUAAACCUUGGUUUAGUCAACAAUUCAUCUGCUAGAUAUACCUCGUCAUUUUUGCAAUUUAAGUGGCAAGAACGGGAUUCCUGGCAUCAUCUCAGCUGACUUCAAGCCAGAACUCGUGGGGCAAAAGAAAGAAUCACUCGCAUUUACAUUCACAGGAAAAUUACAAAUAAUCUACAGUGAAGAAAAUAAGUAUUUCAGCACGCUGUUAUAUUGCAGGUUCCCCACUUAGAUAUCAUGGAGGGGUCUGAAAUUUUCAUCGUAGGUGCGUAUCCACUGUGCGAGAGAUAAUCUAAAAACAAAAAU
Molecule: messenger RNA, 2536 nt
Organism: Syngnathoides biaculeatus (alligator pipefish)
Lineage: Eukaryota; Metazoa; Chordata; Actinopteri; Syngnathiformes; Syngnathidae
Product: RILP-like protein 1
Exons: 8
Coding region: 428-1765 (445 amino acids)
Biological process (GO): cilium assembly
Cellular component (GO): ciliary basal body; cytoplasm
Molecular function (GO): protein dimerization activity
Source: RefSeq, a predicted model, not a curated record